AUGACGGACGCUCCAAAGACGCGCAUCCUAACACGAGAAGAGGUGGAGAGGAACGUAAACCGCCUCAGCAUGCGCCACUAUGGCGAGCUGUAUCUCCCGCCGCUGGUGCAGCAGAAGGUGAUCUCGCAGGAGGAGCUGGCGCACAGCAUCAAACACCUGUACGACGAUUCCAUUGCCCACCGACAACAACGUAUGCGUGAGAUUGAGCAAAGCGCCAAUGCGGAGAUAGAUAAGUUUCACGCCAAACAGAAGAAAUUUGAUGUAGAGGAGUGGGAGACGCUGGUGCGUCACCUGUACGACGAGUCGCUUCAGCGGAAGCAGCUUAAAUUCCAGCAGUUGUACGAGCGUGAGUUGGCCCCCCUGCAACGCACUCGCAAGGCACUUGGGAAGGCGGAGCAGGCGAAGGUUGUGACGCGGCUCUACAAUGAAGGUAUGGAAAACAAUCGCAAGAAACACAUUGCGCUAUUCGAACGCUUUGUACUAGACCGGCAACCAAAGCCAGUAUACCGUAGCCAGGAGGAGGUGCUGAUGGCGUGCGAUAAACUCACAGCAGGCGAAGGUGUCACCUCCGCCUAA
Messenger RNA from Trypanosoma rangeli, 576 nucleotides. RefSeq lists its product as uncharacterized. Lineage: Eukaryota; Euglenozoa; Kinetoplastea; Trypanosomatida; Trypanosomatidae. The coding region runs from base 1 to 576 and encodes 191 amino acids. The record is from RefSeq and is a predicted model, not a curated record. The transcript has a single exon.